Messenger RNA from Rhagoletis pomonella (apple maggot), 688 nucleotides. Its product is annotated as cytochrome P450 4p1-like. The annotation marks the transcript as partial. The transcript has 3 exons. The record is from RefSeq and is a predicted model, not a curated record. Gene Ontology annotation, molecular function: monooxygenase activity; iron ion binding; oxidoreductase activity, acting on paired donors, with incorporation or reduction of molecular oxygen. NCBI's taxonomy places the organism in Eukaryota, Metazoa, Arthropoda, Insecta, Diptera, Tephritidae.
CACAGAGGCCGCCUUGGGCGUCAAACUGGAUGAGCAACUGGAUGACCAGCAAUAUCGUGCGAGUUUCAAAAUGAUCGAAGAAGCAUUCAUCGCACGAAUCAGAAAUCCAUUCUAUAUGAUCGAUACCAUAUAUAACGUAUUCAUGGCGCCGAAAAUGGAAAAACAUUUGAAAACUGUACAUGGAUUCUCCAGCAAUAUUAUUCAUAAGCGGCGUCAGCUAUUUGCGGCAGAGUUGGAACAUAAUGCGACAAAGGAAGCAAAUGAAAUGGACAAUAGUUUUGGCAAAAAGAAACGCUACGCCAUGUUGGAUACACUCUUGCACGCCGAGCGCAAUGGACUAAUCGAUCAUGCAGGCAUCUGUGAGGAGGUGGACACAUUUAUGUUUGAGGGAUUCGACACCACAUCGAUGGCGCUAAUAUUUACACUAAUGAAUCUAUCGCUGUUUCCAGAAAUGCAGGAGCAAUGCUAUCAAGAAAUACUCGAAUAUGUCGAUGCUGAUCUUAGUAAUUUAGACGUCAAUCAAUUGGGUAAACUCAAGUACCUGGAGUGUUUCGUGAAGGAGACUCUACGCCUGUAUCCCUCCGUGCCUGGUAUAAUGCGAAAGGCGGUACGCGACACAUAUCUCGCCAAUAAUGUUUUUCUACCCGCGGACACACAAAUCUCCAUACAUAUUUUCGAUAUACAUCGC